UGACCCUUCGGUGGUCAAGGAUGUAGUGUAGUCAUUUACGUGUGGUACCUAUCAGUGUAAUCAUGUUUGUGGUAUCUCCGUGUAGAGGGAUGUUCAUGUGGUACCUAUCAGUGUAGUCAAGAUCGUGUGGUAUCUACCAGUGUAGUCACAUUUGUGGUACCUAUCAUUGUAGUCAUGGUCGUGUUGCAACUAUCAGUGUGGUACCUAUCAGUGUAGUCAUGUUUGUGUGGUACCUAUCAGUGUAGAGUUGUUUGUGAGGUACCUAUCAGUGCAGUCAUGGUCGUGUGGCAACUAUCAGUGUAGUCAUGGUCGUGUAGUGCCUAUCAGUGUAGUCAUGGUCGUGUGGUGCCGAUCAAUGCACUUACAGUAUGUUUGUGUAAUACCAAUCGGUGUAGUCAUGUUUGUAUGGUACCUAUCAGUGUAGUCAUAUUUGUGUGGUAACUAUCAGUGUAGUCAUGUUUGUGUGGUAACUGUCAGUAUAGUCCAAUUUCUUGCUCGUGUCAGUGUUUUCUUUCACAAUCGUAGCGAACACACAGUCAAGGGAAUCCUACAUACGAUCUAAAGUUGAUGUGUUAGGCUGAAAAUUUUUAAGUUUCUGCUUUGACAUUUCGACACAUGAGGCUUCUUGGUGGGAUGUGGGUUUUCCCGUGCUAGUCCGGUGAAGGUGUCGAGUUGGCUCAUUCAGUACAGGCUCCAGUCGACGCAACUUUCCAGCCAAGUCGAUGAUGUCACUGUUUACAAUACUUUUCCCGCCUCAUGACAGCACCACAAAACCUGUCUAGACCUCUCAGCCUUGAUAGUUAUUUCAUGCAAAGCUCAAGCGGAGAACAGAUAUACGCGCCUGUAAGUUUGGUGUAUUUAGGUAAUAGCUGGUACCGUGUGGUAAUGUUGAAGGUGACAAGUCAAAACUGAUGGAUUCGUUAUGCACCGGAGACGUUGGCCUAGAUCGCCAAUCGUUCUCAGUACUUGAGAGCGUUUAGUUUACUGAGCACAACAUUUUCAGCCAUUAUAUCUCCCUGGUUUAUUUCAUGAUUUAUAUAUUUAUUUAUUUUCCAUUCUUGGGAAACAUUCGUGAUUAACUUAUUUAUAUUUUGAAGGCAUGUAUCCAUUUUUUUUCGGAAUGUGAAAACUGUCAUAAUUUUUUAAUCUUGCGGUGACGUCUGGUGACACACCUCGCCCUUCCUCCCCUUCACCUCACUACUCUACUGCUCCUGAUCUUUACUCUGACAGCAGGUUGUUCAGUGCAUGGGAUAGUGUAUAAUAACGCUACGACAAAGGGCUGUGAAUACGUCACUAAAAGUUGUGUGUGACUAAUACACUGGAAUAUAUAUACAUAUGACAAUAUCCUGAAGCCAAUCAGUAUAUCCCCGGGUUGAGCAUAAGCAACUUGUGCACAAGGACAGCCACUUGCUCUAACGCUACGCUACCGCUAUGUGGCCUUCACACAUCGCCAAACCUCUCAAGCGAGCUCCAAUCAAAAGAUCGGCCGAAGACGGCGAAGACUUUGCACGACGAGGUAUGGAUGACUUGAGGGGCCGACACGCUAUGUUCCGCAUGCCAACCUGGAUGUCUGAAGACGAGGACGUAAGCAACUUGGCAACACGCAUGUCCCACGCGCCACACUUCGCCACUAUGGGUCGCCGCGGCGGCCCAUGGCGCGAGAGACGCAGUUCUGGGGGGUCAGCCAUGAGUGCCACCUCCGAGGACGACUCUUGUGACGCUGCCGCCACCGACAAGUCGUCUCAGUGUUCGGGCGGGUCGACUGAUAACCCGAGUCAGGAGAUACCCAUCCGGCUUGAGGCGCCCGCACCGCCAUCCUCCACACAGCAUCACCAGCAGGAGCAACAACAGCAGCAGCAGGAAAAUGAACCUGUAGCGCCGCUCGCCUCUAGAAUUGGAGGAGUGAGAAAGAAUACUCAGUACCCAGUGCGCACCACAUCCGCCGUGGACGCAAGUGACCAUUCUGACGACGUACCGCGUACAACACGCUGCGCGUCUGCGCCCCCAGAGAUGGCUGACCAGGCUGUACCACAAGAUUCUCAGACCCCACCAACACAACAGCGCUUCGUGUCGAAGAUCAGUAUAACGCCACAAGCGCCUCAGACUCCAGGUUCCCCACAGACAAAGGCCGCACCGUUUUCUCCUCUGCCAGCCAAGUUCAACACGGUGCCCAAACCCUUUGUUCCUGUCGGCAAACAACAACAAGAGACGCAGCAACAGCCACAGUUCGUUGAGCAGCAGCAGCAACAGCAACCAAUGUCAGAGCAGCAAUGGCAGUACCAACAGCAACAGAUGCCGGACUCACAGUGGCAAUACCAGCAUCCUCAGCAACAGUACCAACAACAGCCCCACCACCAACAGGAUCCACAACAGUACCAGCAGUAUACCUACCAGCAGCAACAGCCUCCACCUCAGCCACAGCAGCCCACCAGGCAGGGGGGGCAGCGACCCAGUGUCGUCCGCAACAUUCCCAUCUUCGUUGAGGGCCGAGAUGGUCCCAUAGUAAACGAGGAGACGAGUAACCAACAGAAACCUCCACCUCAGUGGGGACAAUCCAGGCAGCAACAGCCACAGCAGCAGCCGCCACAACAGCAGCAGCCACAGCAACAGUACCAGCCGCAACAACAGUACCAGCCGCAACAACAGCAGCCACAGCAGCAGCCACAGCAGCACCAACAACAGAAGCAACAGAAAAUGUUCAGACCACACCCUCACUCUCAGACACAAGCUCCUCCACAGCCUGAACCUAUACCUCAACCUGUGCCCAUGCCUAUGCCCAUGCCCAUGCCCCAGUCACAGCCACAACCACAACUUCAGGAACAUACAGAGCCACAACCUCAGCCCAAGGCUCCGUCCCCCACCAAGGAUCCUCGCCUUGCGCAAAUCGAGGCCAUCCGGGCGUCAGUUGAGGAAUUCCGAAGUAAAGUUGACGUCUUCACAGGGACUAAGAACCGAGAGUUCCUCUACUUGGACGAGAUGCUGACACGUGCGUUGCUGAAACUGGAUAACAUCGACCCAGAUGGCCGCGACGAUGUGCGAAUGGCCCGCAGAGCAGUCAUUAAAGAUAUCAACGCCUCUAUAUCUUUAUUAGAAGCCAAAGCCAGCGAAACAGAAACGAAAUUGAAGGCCCAGGAACCUGUUGCUGAGACGAUGGACACAGAGGCCAGGCAACAACAGGAAGCUGCCGCCGAACAGCCGACGGAAGCUGGUACUCAACAACCCGUGCAGGAAGCGGCCAAACAGGAGCAACCUUCAGAACCUGGCGCAGGGAGCGCCGCGCCUCCCGUAGUGUCCUCUGCCUCAGCGGGAAAUAUCGACAAAAAGAGUGAUUCAGCUUCUGGUGAAAAGAUGGAGACGGAGCCACAGGAAGGAACAGCUACCUCAACCGCAAGCCAACCAGAAGGUGGUGAGGUUGUGACCGGUACAUAAGACUGUCAGGGUCGUGCUACCUGAUGUGUGGUGGCUGUAUACAAUGUGUGUGUGUGAUAUGUAAAUAUAUAUAUGUGUGAGUGUACAACACUAAUAUAUACAUUGCUCUAAAUAAAUGAAAAGUUUUAAGAAAUGUUGUGUUGGUUUUUCCUGUGACCAGCUAAUGUUACGUACAUUGCAUCAUGCACUAUAUAUAUAUAUAUAUAUAUAUAUAUAUAUAUAUAUAUAUAUAUAUAUAUAUAUAUAUAUAUAUAUAUAUAUAUAUAUAUCAAGAACAGUAAACAGCACCAUAGUUACACAGUUGGCGGCACAAGACAUUGGUACAUACGUAGAUAACUGGAAGGUUUGUGGGAAAUGCCUGCCUGUAACGGAGCGGUUGGCACUGUGCCGGUAGGGCCAGCUAGGCUAGGCAAGUUCCGCGGCACAGUUAUUUUGGCACCUUGAUAGCUGCUGCUGCUCCCAGGAACUGGUGUGUGAGAAGUAGAGGAGGAGGGGAGGAACUUGGCACACACUCGUACACACUUAUCACUAACAAGUGUACCUUUGUUGAUACUAUUACAAGUGGCACUACACAUUCAAGAAGUAUAAGUGGGGUUUUGAUCUUUGAAUUGGCACUCAUAGGCACCAACUUCCGGUUACUGGUGGCACCUGGCACCAACGUCAAGCUCUGUUGGCACGUGCUCAAAUAUCUUACUUCUGACCAUAUUGAAUAUGAGAAUAUUUUUUUUUUAAUUUUCAUCGUGCUUGUAAAUCUUUUUGGCGCCAUAAACUUCACAUUAUCAAGUUACUUCACUGAUGCUUGAUCUGCAUGAAGGUAGAACUGUGCUAAUAUAUGUGCCAGCAGGAUGUUGGACACACACACACACACACACACACACGUGUACACACAUAAUGUUGCUUCUACCUCUUGAACACCUACCUACACACACACACACACACACAAGGUUAAGACUGAACACACCAAGUAGGAUUUUCUGUGUUCAAGAUGGCCUCGUCUCAUACCUAAGAGUUACGAGCACAAAACACUUCAUAACAAGACUACUUGUCUUAUGAUAAUGAUCUUAACACUAAUCGUUCUGUACUAGUUAGUGUUACAGUGUUCCAUACAACCUGGAAUUACUACAAAUGCUCACGUACUGCAUUAAGUGUGUGUAUGUGUGUGUGCGUGUGUAAAAUUACCUUUGUAUUAUUGGUGAACUGGAUAUAGUAUUCCUAUUAUGUGAUGAGAAUGAAUUAUUGGAUUUAUAUGUAAAUAAAUACAGAAUAUAACAGUAUAAUCUGGUUAUGCAAAUUAGCCGUGAUUAAAACAGCGGUAACCAUAUAUCAAUUGCUUAUUUUCUCUUCAUUACAAUGUUUACAGUAUAUAAUGAUAUGUACGUACAGUAUAUGACUGAGACCUUAUCUCCUUAUGUAAAGCUUAUUUUGUAUUUAAUAAGUAUGGAUCUCGCUGCUACUCGUAUUAAGCUGACGUUAUUAAAGACGAGACAAGAGUCGGUAUAUACUGUAAAGGUUUCAGCAGUUAUCUGGAGUAACAACUUGUAAAUAGGAAAGAUUAUUUUGUGUAAACUUGACCUUCAUGUUGAGGGUGACAUAUAUAUCGAUAGAUGUUGGAGUUGACUAUGCAAUGUUUCUUCUGAAUGUGAUAUAUUAUGUACAUGUCAGUGACGUAUGAGAUAGUUGCCUUUUUUUAAGUUAUAACGUUUAAUAAUUUCUUUAUUUUUACAUUUGCUUAAAGUCAAGAGGCUGUUAAAUAUAGGUUGUAUCAUGGUGAAUAUUUAACUUUUUUUUUUCACGAGCUUUAAAAUAACAAGGAAUUCUCACUUGUUGUUAGCUACAGUCAUGACACAAGCCGCCUGUCUUACCCAAACUAGUGACUGGUCAGUGUUUGUUUAUCAUAUGAUGGAAGAAAACGUCCCCCAGAAGCAGAGGGGCUACUAUUAAAAUUUGAUAGGCGGUGUUUAUGCUAUUAUUUCUCCAUUUUGUAAAUAGAAAAAAAGUGUCUAUAUAAAUCCAUAUUUCUAGAUAACUGUGUGCAUGAUGGUGUGUGAUUUGUAGGUGAGAGUAAAUAAUGACACUUUUUUAUGUAAAUAUGUUGAAAGAUAGUCUUAGGUUCAUCCUGGAAUAUACAAGAUAGAUGAUAUAAUAAUCUCGAUGUAAAAGAUCUAUUAGGAACUAUUUGUGUAUUGAUGUGUAAAUAAUUGAUCACGGAAGGCACACUUUAAUUUAUUUACUGUGUUGUGUGAGGAGGAGAAUGAGGAUUAAACAAUAAGGUCGGGCAAGUGUAAGAAAUUUAUGUUCCCGGAGUCACAAGAAAGUGAUAAUUAUCCCAGAUACAAGAUUUAUGGUAUACCAGAACGUGAACCUUGGUUCAUAAAGAUUCCCUUGGUAAUGUUUUUUUUUUGUGUGUGUGUGUUUAAUCCCCGUAGUGAUGAUGUAAGAUAAACACAGACACGCAUCUCACUAACUCACUUAACAUGUCAUAUCAGGGGUUCAAAGUUAGCACCAAGAUGUCGUUUUUAAACCUUCUGUGUGUGUGUGUGUGUCUAUGUUAUAAAGAUGUUUAUUGUGUUAUAUCAGAGUUGAUACCCUAAAUUAUGGUAUGGUACUGAAAUUUCGAGUGUAAACAAUGAAUACCUCAUACAUAUACUGUACUGUAUAUACACAUAGGGGCUCUAAAACAAUAGUGUGCCAUCUUUGUUCCCCUGACAUGAUCUCGUACAAGCUAAGACACAAGAGAGAGAGUAACCGAAGUAGCGUUGAAAUAUAUUCUCGUUAUCCUUAAGUUAAAGAUGAAGAGAAGUGAUGGAAGAGUCUUUGAGAAUCAGGGUACAUGAAACAGCCUUUACAGGAGUACAGUCGCCUUCACUUAUACCUGGUACAGUGGCUGGUGCAUUUUGUGAGAUGUGGCAACUAUGUGGAAUGCUUAUCUAGCAUCCUUAGUCUGGCUACUAUUGCGAGGUUCCUUAGGGCCAUUGAGGGAGUUUUAAUAUGAUGUAAACAAACACAUCUCACAAAACGAGCCAACCACUGUAUCAGGUAUAAGUGCAGGCGACUUUACCUUAUAUUCAACUACUGGUAGACAUUCUUUUUCUCUGUGUUACCAUAGUGUACAGGGUAUCUCAUACAGGUGAUGCAUCCCAAUAAAAUCAGUCACCAUAUGAAUGAAUGAUUUGGCCAAAAUGCUACCGAAAACUGUGUACUACGAGUGUGGGUCUUGAUGAAGGGUGAUGUGACAGUACUGGGUGGUGAAGAGGCCCUUGGGUGGUGGUUGUGGUAAUUACUGCGGCUACAACAACUAUAGUAAUUUUAAGGGCGUAGUGUAUUUUAGACCACCUACCACCCAUCAACUACUGGAUAUUAAGAGAAAUACUGUAUGUCUCUCCCUUGGUACACGAACACGUUCCAGUGGGCUGUUGAGCUGGGCUGAGGACGUGGUGAGGAGCUUGUCCAAGUACCGGGAUGUCCUGUACUGACCUCCCUGAUACUGGGGUAUCCUGUACUGACGUUCCUGGUGCUGGGGUAUCCUGUACAGACCUCCCUGGUACUGGGGUGUCCUGUACAGACCUCCCUGGUGUUGGGGGGGGGGGGUCCUGUACUGACCUUCCUGGUACUGGGGUGUCCUGUACUGACCUCCCUUAUACUGAGGUGUCCUGUACUGACCUUCCUGGUACUGGGGUAUCCUGUAAUUCAUCCAUGGUGAUACAGAAAUGAUGUGGAAUUGAUGUUUACGUUUCAUGUGAUAGACGACGUGCCAAAGAUGAUGUGUGUGUGUGUGUGUGCAUAAUAUAUAUUCAGAUAUAUAUAUAAUGUGAACAGUCCAUAAGACAAGUAUUAGCACAUUUUUUUUGGAUGUAUUCAUUUCUAUUGUGAAUUUUUGUUGUUGUUCUCUCUGUAAACAUACCACUCGAAGAUAUAAAUAUAUAUUUCUCCUACCUA
Molecule: messenger RNA, 7365 nt
Organism: Homarus americanus (American lobster)
Lineage: Eukaryota; Metazoa; Arthropoda; Malacostraca; Decapoda; Nephropidae
Product: BAG domain-containing protein Samui-like
Exons: 2
Coding region: 1432-3429 (665 amino acids)
Molecular function (GO): protein-folding chaperone binding
Source: RefSeq, a predicted model, not a curated record